Molecule: messenger RNA, 1824 nt
Organism: Knipowitschia caucasica
Lineage: Eukaryota; Metazoa; Chordata; Actinopteri; Gobiiformes; Gobiidae
Source: the annotation of a GenBank genome assembly
AUGGUGGAAGUUGACGGCUCGUGUCUGAAGGCUUUACAGGUUCGCCGUGUGUCUCUUGUGGACCAGCUGGAGGCACACGUCGAGUCGCUUGUGGAGGACCUGCUGAACCACGGCGUGUUCAGCCGGGACGACAGGGAGCAGGUCUUGUCUCGGGCCGGACCCAGAGCCAGAGUGAGACAAGUGCUGGAUAUAAUUCAGUGCAAAGGAGAGGAAUCUGCGAAAGUUCUUCUCUUUCUUUCUAACAACUGCUUUCACCUGGGACCACAGACGGGACUGGGAGGGCCGUCGGCAGAGUACCAGAAUAUUGUAGUGAAACACAAAGACGUCCUGAAGCGCCGAAGCCAGAGUAUGCUGUACUACAACACCAGACAUGGAGAAAAAAUCCUAUUCUCUGAACACUAUGUGAACCUCCUUUUGGUGGACGGACAUCAGGGUUUGGACCUAAAACGGCAUGAGGUGCUCACCUUUGGACAUAAGCGUCUCUCUCUCCAGCACAUGUCGGCUUUCCACAGAAAAAUAGCACCAAAAGAACUCUUGACUUCUGGGAGUCGUUCGGUAAAGAAGGUUUUGGUGACAGGAGUGGCUGGCAUCGGAAAGACAAUCAUGGUUCAGAAAAUUCUGUUUGAUUUUGGGAGGUCAAAAGAACACCUUGAGUUUGACUUCAUCAUCCACAUGAUGUUUAGAGACCUCAACCUUAUUGACAAAGCGACAAACCUUCACGAUUUGAUUUUACGCAAAAACAGACACUUGGCUAAAGAGCUACACAACAUUCUCGCCAAUGACCAAAAACUGCUUUUUGUCUUGGACGGUUUUGAUGAGUUUAAAUAUUACAAAAACUGCGAUGUACAUUGUUUUGUGACCGAGCCUGACGAAGACGCUGAGGUGGUGGAGAUCUUCGGAAGUUUGAUGCAAGGUGAACUCCUCCCGAACGCUUCUGUGCUCGUAACAAGUCGACCAAACGCCAUCAACUACAUCCCGGUCGAAUGCAUCGAUCGCUUUGUCGUCAUUUCUGGUUUUUCUUUGACUGAAGUUCAAGACUACUUUUCCCGCUAUUUCCAAGACAAAACUCUGUCCGACCAAAUGUUUGCGAUCGUAGCCGCUAAUGAACUGAUGCUAACGCUAUGCUACAUACCUGCGUUUUGCUACAUUGUCUGCUGCAUCCUGAAGGAUAACAAAGACCUGUACGGAGAAGGCCCCAAGACUAUGACCGACAUCUACGUGCAAUAUUUGGUGGCUAUGCUUCGGCUUGGAGAUAACGCCCUGGACAUGGACACAGUAUGGAUCAUUGCAGAUGUGCUCCGAAAAUCAGACAUUAUAGAAGAUUUAGGUAUUGGCUGGACAAACAUUGGGGAUGAGGAACUAGUCAUUCUUUCCGAUGCCAUACAUGAGAACCCUCAGCUUAAGGAAUUGUGGAUGGAAGGGAAUAGGGUAAGCCAAAAGGGACUGCAGUUACUCACUGACUUGACUCCGAAUCCUUUAAGAAGAAUUGUGGCAUUAUGGAAUGACCUGGAUGAGCGAGAUCCGGAUUCAGCCUUCAGUGUGCAGGAAAGCAUUGCCACAAGCUUCACUGAUGACGACAUGUGGGACGGCUGGGGAGAGUGGGUCUUAAAGAGAUGUGAGGUCAGCAGCAACGACAAGCUCCUCACUGUUCUGAGCAAAGUCUGCAACAUCUCAGCCCACCGCCGGGAGGGCCAGUGGGCCAAAACCUUCAACGAGAACCUCAACAAACUUAUCCAGAGCAGAAUCGAAAGCUGCACUGAAGAAGAUACUUGUAACAAACUGAAGAGGUUUCAAAGUGUUACUUUCGAAAAUAAAGCAGGAUGA